Nasonia vitripennis (jewel wasp) is the source of this 5426-nucleotide messenger RNA. RefSeq names its product probable multidrug resistance-associated protein lethal(2)03659. NCBI's taxonomy places the organism in Eukaryota, Metazoa, Arthropoda, Insecta, Hymenoptera, Pteromalidae. The record is from RefSeq and is a predicted model, not a curated record. Gene Ontology annotation, molecular function: ATP hydrolysis activity; ATP binding; ABC-type transporter activity. The coding region runs from base 1188 to 5057 and encodes 1289 amino acids. The transcript is spliced from 11 exons. Gene Ontology annotation, cellular component: membrane. Gene Ontology annotation, biological process: transmembrane transport.
AAGAUGUCUGGUUGUUGCUAGUGUGCGUGUGUAACAAGCGUAUCAGUCCGACUGAUAUCGCGGAAUUUUUUGAGCGUGCUCAAUAAACAAUGAAAAUAUAAAACGAGCGGGAAGUAGCGAGAAGUUGCAAUCAUAAUGUCGCCAUCGGCUUACUUUGUCAAUCAUGAAAAUACCUUUCCAGAAUCAGCGUCUCAGCGCCUGAUUUGUCACAGGCAAUGAGUUCCACGACUUUUUCACCUUAUCUGUGGCCAUAAUAAAUAAGUAUCUCAGCUUCUAAUCGAUUAUAACGUCCCGGCGCGUUGCAGGUGUGCAUUCUAACGUGAAUGCCCACGACUUAUGAGGUUGUAAACUGAUAAAGCUCCUGACACUUGCAGCCGAGAUAACGCUUUUUAUAAUAGACAUAUGUAUGCAUUUGAUUCUCGUCUGCAGUAGCACUUACUUCUCGUGUCAGGUGAUGAUUUUCCAUUUCUACUAUAGUUGCAGUGCUAAUUCUUUGAAUUCUCUUGAGCGUCCAGUCAUUAAUUUAUUUGUUUUAUGCAAUGUUAAAGUAGCUUAUAUUUGUUGUACCUGUUCUUGUACAGAUAAAAAGAGAAUACUGAGAUAUAAGUUUCAAAUUUGUUUGAAAAGCAUUGCAAUAUUCUCAAUCUUCUAAAAGUACUUAUAAGUUAAACAAAAUAAAGCUGCCGAUUUUGUCGUGACUAACAUUAUUUCGCCGUAUUCGUAAUGAUCUUUAUCGUAAACUCUUUUUGUAAUUCAAACAAAAUACUUCUUAUUUGUGAGAUACGGCUCGAUAUCCAUUUAAAAAUAUUAUAUAGUUAUUCAAAAGUUGUUAAAGCUGUCUCAUUUAACUUAUCAGAAUUCAGCCUAAAAUAAUAAAUGAAAUUCAGCCCAGCGUCAUCCCGUAAUACAAUCUUUGUUUGAAUUAAAGAAUCAAUACAGUUGCAUUUGUAUGUAUAGGUGCCUAUAUACACGAAGAGGAGAGCGCGAGGCAGCGCAUGUGUUUGUGCGCGAGAGAGGGAGGGAAUAAGCGAGAAAGAGAGCAUGCGAAUAAUGCGAGGGACUGCGGCCGUGCAACUAUAGUGAUCAGACUAUAACGACACGCCGUGAAUAUUGUGAUCCUAAACUGAGAACUUUAAUAUUAUAAGUGGAGAUUUAACUACUGUAAAGGAAGGAGAAACUAACAAAUCAUGGAUAAAAAUGAGAAAAAACAGGUCAACAACCCGAGACAGGGCGCCAAUCCCUUAUCGGUCAUUACAUUCAAAUGGCUACUGGGAACGUUUCUUUUGGGAAACAAACGAGAAUUGGAAGUGGAUGAUCUUUACUCACCUCUCGACGAACAUUCUAGUCGACUUUUGGGUAAUAAGAUGUCUCGGCUGUGGAAACAAGAAGAAGAAAGAUGCGAAAAAUCGAAUAAAAAGUCUACUCCGAGUUUGCUUAGAGUACUUGUAAGGUGUUUCGGCUGUGAUAUUAUGGUGUUUGGAAUGUUCUUGGGCAUUCUCGAAUUUGUCGUAAAAAUUACUCAACCUAUAAUUUUGGCUAAUUUACUGAAAUAUUUUAGCGGCAAGCAUAGAAUGGAACAGACCGAAGCCUUUUUCUGGGGCACAGGAAUAGUACUUGGCGUUCUCUUGGAUUGUGUUAUUAGUCAUCCUACUUUCCAGGGUUUAAUGCACAUGGGAAUGAAAAUAAGAAUAGCUUGUUGUUCGCUCAUUUAUAGAAAAAUUCUGAGGGUUUCAAAAGUUGCAGCCGAGGGUGAAACAAGUAUUGGACAGAUGAUUAAUCUCUUGAGUAAUGACGUCAACAGAUUAGACUACUCGGUAUUUUCGCUGCAUUACAUAUGGAUAGCACCUAUUCAAACAGCACUUAUUUCGUACUUGCUAUAUAGAGAAGUAAACUUAGCAGCAGCUGGGGGAAUUUUAACUCUUUUACUGUUUAUACCAGUACAUGGAUGUUACGGAAAAUUGGCUUCGUAUUUGACUCUAAAGUUGGCUUACAGAACGGACGAGCGUCUACGACUUACUAAUGAAAUUAUAAACGGCGUUAAAGUCAUCAAAAUGUACGCAUGGGAAAAACCGUUUGCGUUCCUCGUCGAUAAAGCUCGAGAGAAAGAAGUUAAAAUCAUUAGAAACAAUUCUAUGGCCAAUGAAAUAUGUUGGUCAUUUGAAAGUUACAUUCCUAGAGUCUGCCUUUUUGUCACUGUGCUGGCUUAUGUAUUGUUUGGAAGUAACAUUGAUGCAGAAAAAAUUUAUUUGGUAACGGCUUACUACAACGUUCUACGUACAACCUUAUAUCGUUCUUUCCCACUGAGUAUACGAGAAAUCGCCGAAGCUCUUGUUUCCGUGAAAAGACUUCAAAAGUUCUUGUUAUUCGAAGAGAUUGAUUAUAAACCAUUGUCAAACAAUAACAACGUCAAUUCUGAUAAGCAAGACAAUGGUAUAGCUCUUUCAUUUUCAAACGUCACUGCCAAAUGGAAGGAUGAAUCCAAAUUUGAACCUCUCAAAGAUAUGACGUUCGACAUAAAAACAGGAUCCCUCACUGCCAUAGUAGGACAAGUAGGAGCCGGCAAGACGACUCUGUUUCACGCAAUACUUAAAGAAAUACCUAUAACGCGCGGAAAGAUGUUAAUUAAUGGAAAGGUUUCUUAUUCCAGUCAAGAGGCAUGGCUAUUUGCGUCAUCAAUAAAACAAAAUAUUCUAUUUGGCAAACCAAUGAAUAAAGAGCGUUACGAAAAAGUUGUCGAAGUGUGCCAAUUGAAACGAGAUUUUCAAUUAUUGCCGUAUGGCGAAAAUACUCUGGUUGGCGAGAGGGGAAUUAAUUUGAGCGGCGGUCAAUGUGCUCGAGUUAAUCUAGCUCGUGCCGUCUACCAUGAUGCUGAUAUUUAUCUCUUAGACGAUCCACUUUCUGCCGUCGAUACGCAUGUUGGCAAGGGCAUUUUUGAUGAUUGCAUUCAAACUUUUUUAAAAGAUAAAACAGUUGUCUUAAUAACUCAUCAAUUCCAUUAUUUGAAGCACGUUGAUAGAAUUAUCAUACUUGCUGAUGGUGCUAUACAAGCCGAGGGAACGUAUCAUGAUCUUCUCAAUUUAGGUCUCGAUUUAACGAAAAUGAUGAAACUAGAUAGCGAAUCUGAUGAAAUACCUGAUAAUGUUCAAAUGCCAGCUAAAGAAAAUAUAGCGACAGCCGACGCUUCGACUUUAAAUCAAGAGGAAGAAGAACAAUCAGAAUCUAGGACACUCGGCAAUAUCUCCGCAAAAAUCUAUAUGCGUUACUUUGGCGCUGCAAAAAGUAUAUGUCUCGUUUUCUUUGUAUUUUUAAUAAGUGUGAUUUGUCAAGUAUUAUCUAGCGGUGCAGAUUAUUUUAUCACUUAUUGGGUAAACUUUGAAGAGACGCACGAUAACUUCACCUCGGCUAGUGCUGACGAUCCUUUAAGAGGACGUAGUUGGUUUAUUUAUAUUUAUGGCUCUAUAACCAUUUUAACGAUUUUUGUAACGCUUGCUCAAGCUUAUACAUUCUUCGACAUGUGCAUGAGAAUAUCAAGAAAUCUACAUGCUCUAAUGUUUCAUAGUAUAGUUCAUACAACGAUGGCUUUCUUCAACGCUAAUCCUAUUGGGCGCAUAAUGAAUAGGUUUUCAAAAGAUAUGGGUGUUAUCGACGCACGAGUUCCACAAACGAUAAUCGAUGUAACGCAAAUUGGCCUAUACACCUUUUCUGUAGUAGCUAUUGUUUCUAGCGUUAACCCUUGGUUUCUCAUACCAGCUGCCAUAAUUGCUGUAGUGGCAGGUUUUGUUAGAAAGUUUUAUAUAAAAACCAGCCGAAGUAUUAAGAGAUUGGAAGGAAUAACCCGCUCGCCAGUUUUUAAUCAUUUAAGCGCUAGUGUGCACGGUCUCACAACUAUUCGAGCUUUGAAUGCUCAAGACACACUGACGAAGGAGUUUGAUAACCAUCAAGAUUUACAUUCCUCUGCGUGGUUCAUAUUCUUCUCAGGGUCAAGAGCAUUUGGCUUUUAUAUUGAAUUUCUUUGUAUGAUUUUCACAGGAGUUGUCACUUAUACUUUACUUUCCUUAAGUGACAUCGCUUUAGCUGGAGAUGCCGGUCUCGUAAUCACACAAUGUAUACUACUAACGGGUAUGCUACAGUGGGGUGUCCGACAAACAGCAGAAUUAGAAAAUCAAAUGACGUCAGUUGAGAGAAUUUUAGAGUAUUUGAAUCUACCGCAAGAACCAGCGUUAGAAAGAAAGCCAGACAACAGACCUCCAGAAAAAUGGCCUCAAAAAGGUCAAAUUAUUUUUGACAACGUUAUUUUAACUUACGAUCGGCAGGAGAAACCAGCUUUGAAAAAUUUACAAUUCAUAGUUGAGCCUAAUGAAAUGAUAGGUAUUGUUGGCAGAACAGGAGCAGGCAAAUCUUCUAUAAUCAACGCAAUAUUCCGUUUGGCUGAUCUCGAGGGAGAAAUUUCAAUUGACAACGUAGCGACGAGUAAAAUAUCUCUACAAGAUUUGAGAUCCAAAAUCAGUAUAAUACCGCAGGAGCCAGUACUUUUUGCUGGAUCUUUAAGAAGAAAUUUAGAUCCUUUCGAAGAGUAUACCGACCACGAUUUAUGGCAAGCUUUAGAAGAUGUUGAAUUGAAAGCUUUAUUAGAUUCAGAUUUAGGUCUAAAUAUGAAAGUUAUGGAGGGUGGAUCGAAUUUUAGCGUGGGACAAAGACAACUAUUAUGUCUAGCACGAGCCAUCGUGAGAAAUAAUAAGAUAAUGGUACUUGACGAAGCCACUGCCAAUGUUGAUCCUCAAACAGAUGAGCUUAUUCAAAAAGCUAUCCGAAGAAAAUUCGUGAAUUGCACUGUACUUAUCAUUGCACAUCGUCUCAAUACAGUAAUGGAUAGCAGUAAAAUACUUGUUAUGGAUGCUGGACAAGUUGUGGAAUAUGAUCAUCCCUAUAAUUUGCUCCAACGCAAAGACGGCGCUUUUUACAACAUGGUGCAACAAACUGGUGCUUCUACCGCUGAAAAUCUUCUAGAAAUAGCUAAAUUUAAUCACCAAAGUAAAUUGAAAAAAUUACAAGAAUAAGUACAAAUCGAUCAUCAAUAUUUCACACGUCAUAACUUUCAUACUGGUGUAUACCGUGUAUACAAAAUGCAAUUUCACACAAAAUAAUCAUUGAUAGCAUUACGAUUUUUAACGAGCCUCUGAAAGUAAGUCAAUUAACUAUACAACCAACAAAGCCUAUGCAAAAUAUUUUGUAUGCAUUUUAGUAAAUAAUUUUGUAUAUAACAAAGACUGUACGAAGAAUUUUCCUAGAUCUAAAGUCAAUAUUAAAGUAAAAGCGAUAUAUACGUUUUAAAGCUUAGGCUGUCAAGUAUUAUUAAAAACCAGUAGUUUAGGUAUUAAAAUUAUAAUUCGCAAUGAUUAUGUUACAAAUAAAAAAAAUAUAGUUGC